AAAACGCAAUUUUAUUUAACCCAUUAAGCAAAUUGCAAUACCCCCAUUAAUCAUACCUGCAUUAAAUUUUAAUUAACUUAUGGUGUCAUUUAUGUAAUUAACGCAAAUUAUGCCUAAUUGCAUUUCAUUUGUAUCUAUAUAAAUUGAAAGGGCAGUGUUAGGAUUAUCAGUUCAAAACUUACUCUCCUAGAGAACUUAUCUUAAGUUAUUUUAUAAAAUUAAGGUUUACAAAAAAUGGUUGUUGACGCGUUAUUUUACAGUGUUGCAUUAGCAUCGGUUAUUGGAUUAACAUCAGCUUAUUCCGUAUCAUUUAGAAGACCAUGCAGAGACCUAUCACCAGAAUGUUUAAGGAAAACAGUGCAAGCAGCCCUACCAACAAUUGCUGAUGGCAUUCCCGACCUAGGCAUUGAAUCUUUGGAUCCUUACGAACUGAAGAAACUUCAAUUGAAAUUACCUGGAAUCGAUAUAGCCUUUAGCAAUGGUUACGCUAAAGGUUUAAAAACAUGCAACGUCGAUUAUGCUAGUUUUGGAGGAGGUUUAUUUGAGUCUCAGAUGCAUUGCAAUCUGACUAUCAAAGGAAAGUACAGGUCUUCUGGAAGGCUUCUGUUGUUCCCCAUUAAUGGAGACGGAGAAUCCAUUAUUAAGUGCAGAAAUCUCAAGCUUCAUAGUCAACUUCAACUGGGGUCAGUUGUAAGGUCAGACGGCCGUCGGUAUAUCGAUAUCAAGGAUUCCAGAAUCGAACACGGCUAUGAUGGCAGAGUUAUGUAUAGCAUGACGAACCUGUUUAAGGGAAACCCCGCCAUGAGCAACGCUGUCCUCGACUUCAUGAAUAGCAACUGGAAGAUGGUAGCAGAAGAAUUCGGAACUCCUAUGGUAGAAUUCGGCGUUAAAUCGAUAAUGAAAAACGUAAAACAACUUUUUGACGUACUACCCAUUGAUGAACUUGAAAAAUUGUAAUAAGAUAUAGUAUUUAAAUAGUUUUAAUUAAUUUUGUACAGACCUAUGAUAAAAUAAGUGUAAAAUAAAAACAAAACUCCAAACACAA
Molecule: messenger RNA, 1045 nt
Organism: Spodoptera frugiperda (fall armyworm)
Lineage: Eukaryota; Metazoa; Arthropoda; Insecta; Lepidoptera; Noctuidae
Product: circadian clock-controlled protein daywake-like
Exons: 5
Coding region: 235-957 (240 amino acids)
Source: RefSeq, a predicted model, not a curated record